AUGAGAUCCCUGCCCGCCUUCCAGACCUCGCUUCACUCUGCUCUCGAUCUCUCCGCAUUGACGAGACCACCAACGAGACACCACCAACGAGAAACGAGACCUCUGGCGAGAGCCAGCGACGACUUCACCGAUUUCCUCCCAGUCACCAUCGUCCUACUGCGUCGCUCUGUCAUGGAGCAGUUUCCCGACCAUGUGGACGCGCCUCUCAAGGCCAACGGCACACCUAUUCGAGAGCCGAGUCUCCGGAAGUCGCCGGUCGCAACCCCGCCCGAACGCUGGCCUCCCGAUCGAUGGACGCCCGCGUCGAAACGAGAUCAUACAUAUGCUCCGACUGUCACGUGGUCCAGCUCUGGUCGUGCCCGUCACGGUCGACAGAAGAGUCUGAGUGAUGCCUUCCGGACGAUACGAGCGAGAAAUGGUAGCAUAAGCCAAAAUGCCCACGAAAUCGCAGAUGCUCUGCGAGCGCCCGUCUCGCCCAAGCUCGUCGUUCUGUGCCUGCUCUGGUACGCAUCCUCCGCCUUGACCAACACAUCCUCCAAAUCAAUCCUCAUGGCCUUCCACAAGCCUGCGACCUUGACCAUUGUCCAGUUCGCCUUCGUCUCCUCCCUCUGCAUCGUCAUAUCCUGGCUCGCCGCCCUCUUCCCCGUGCUGCGCUCAAAGGUUGCCGUCCUGAGGCAUCCCAUCCGCCGGCCGAGUAGGCAGGUCAUCAUCGCCACCCUCCCGCUUGCUGCCUUUCAGAUUGGCGGCCAUCUCCUCAGCUCGACUGCGACGGCCAAAAUACCCGUCUCCCUGGUCCACACGAUCAAGGGCCUCUCGCCCCUCUUCACCGUUUUCGCCUACAGAAUCUUCUACAACAUCCGAUACCCGCAAACGACCUACCUGUCACUCAUUCCCCUCACCCUCGGCGUCAUGCUGGCCUGCUCUGGCAAGUCAAGCUAUGACGGACAGCUCCUCGGCGUCUUUCAGGCACUCUUGGCCACCAUCAUAUUUGUGUCCCAGAACAUCGUCUCCAAGAAAAUCUUCAACGAAGCUGCCAAGGCCGAGGCGGAAGCGUCCAGUGUCCAGACCAAGAAGCUCGACAAGCUCAACCUGCUAUGCUACUCCUCCGGAAUGGCCUUCCUCGUCACGCUUCCAAUCUGGUUUUGGUCCGAAGGCAUCUCCCUUCUCACCGAUUUUCUCCACGACGGCGCCUUGGACCUGAGCAAUAAUCCGCUCGCCAUGGAUCACGGCCGCCUCACGCUCGAGUUCAUAUUCAAUGGCGUCUUUCACUUUUGCCAGAACUUGCUCGCUUUCGUCCUUCUUUCCAUGGUCUCUCCCGUCACCUACUCGGUUGCGAGCUUGAUCAAGAGAGUUUUCGUCAUCGUCAUGGCCAUUAUUUGGUUCAAGAGCCCCACGACGCCCGUUCAAGCGGCCGGCAUCGGCCUCACCUUCUUGGGCCUCUACCUCUAUGAUCGAUCGAGCGAGAGCAACAAGGCAGAUCGGAAAGCUCGAAUGAUGACGCAGAGCCGAAUGGCAACUCCUCUGUUGCCUUUGAUCGAGAGCCCGACAGGGGUGGAAGGCGGAGGCAGCGGUCCCAUUGGCGGAACGAGUGCCCAUCCAUACACUGAAGGGUACUUUAGCCACGUAUCGGCUGCGGAAGAUUCGAAGAAGGCGGAUGACAAUCUCGGACGUGGACGUUCCGGCCGUUCCAACCCCGGCUGGAGCGCCCGAAAAUGA
This is a messenger RNA of Drechmeria coniospora, 1716 nucleotides long. RefSeq names its product ER to golgi transport protein. NCBI's taxonomy places the organism in Eukaryota, Fungi, Ascomycota, Sordariomycetes, Hypocreales, Ophiocordycipitaceae. Gene Ontology annotation, cellular component: Golgi apparatus; endoplasmic reticulum. The transcript has 3 exons. Gene Ontology annotation, biological process: phosphoenolpyruvate transmembrane import into Golgi lumen. Gene Ontology annotation, molecular function: phosphoenolpyruvate transmembrane transporter activity; antiporter activity. The coding region runs from base 1 to 1716 and encodes 571 amino acids. The record is from RefSeq and is a predicted model, not a curated record.